AUGCAUCGAGCAUGUUGGCACAUCUUGCUCUUCAUGGCUCUGCUGCUGCUGCUGGAUGUUGACAAAUGGGCGGACCAGAUCGUGCCUGGUGGGAAGCUGUCGAGGGGCGUGCUGCUGUGUGCAGCAGGCAUCAUCACUAAGAGCGACCUCACUAUGUGUGUGGCUGAUGGGGGGGUAGCUGGUAUGCCAGCAUCAUCAUCAGCAGCAGAUGUAUCCGCAUUAGCAUCUGCGGGAGUAGGAGAUGGAGGAGUGGGGUACGGUGCAGCAGGAACAGUGCCUGGGGGGGGUUGGGGGGCAGGGGAGCAGCAGCAGCCGAGUUACAUACCGGACGGGGCCAAGUCGGUCAAGUGCAGGAAGAAGAUUGUGCUCUCCCUUGCUGUCUCCAACGGGCAUGUGAGUCAUCUGGAGGCUAUCCGAUCAGGUACUGCAUGGUUACCCUCCUUGCAUGCCAGAGGGGGCGAGUCGGUCAAAUGCAGGAAGAAGAUCGUGCUCUCCCUUGCUGUCUCCAACGGGCAUACGCUAGGCACGGAGGCAAUAGAGGCAGUGCUGACUCGAGUGAGUGACAGCACAAAGGCUGCUGCUGGUGGUGGAAGAAAUGGAGACAACAGCAAUGGAGAGAACGCCACCAAGGGAGUGGAUGGAAGAGGAGGGAAUGGCACUGUGACAGGAGGGGGAGAUGGAGGAGGGGGAGGAGGAGGAAAGGGAGGGGAGGGAGGAGGAGGAAAGGGAGGGGAGGGAGGAGGAGGGAAUGGCACCGUGACAGGAGGGGGAGAUGGAGGGGGAGGGGGAGGAGGAGGAAAGGGGGGGGAGGGAGUGGAGAGGCGGUUGGCAGACCCUGUGAAGAUCACGGUGGUGAAGACGCCAGUCUAUGCUGUGUACCCUCUCACGUUCCUGCAGUCAUUCAAUGGCCGGCCGUACGAGGUGGUGGUGACUACAACGGGGUGCAGGGACGGUGCGUAUGACAGCGAUCCCACAUGCGGCUGGUUUCUCUACCCGGAUGGGACGAGGGUGCCAAACAGCCAGGGGUUCUGCUGCAGUUGCAGUGGUGGUGACACGUGGAAAGACUCCAUUGGUCUGGACAAUCCACAGCAGUUCAGGGCUGACUUGGACUGUAGCCUGUGGCGGCAGAAGCUGUUCUUUGGAGGAGUGCCCUCCAGUUCUCACUGCCUUCGAUUCAACGACACCUGGUACCCCACGUACCGCAUAGGCGUGGCGUCUCUGGUGUUUCAGAUUCAGAUCACCAUCAGCAAGCUGCUCUCUGACACGCACGAACAGGAAACGCUCAUCCUCUCGCCCACGGCACCAGUGGCAGUGAACCCCUCUCAAUCGCUCUCAGCCACUCUGGUGGGGGACUUCCUGACCUACACGCAGCUGCCCAACCUGAGUGACCGCCUGCUCUCCGUGCCCCUUCAGCCAGGAUCGCCCACGUUUGGCCGAUUCACCUCCGACACGUCAGGCUGGCAGCUAGUGGACAAGGAACGCUACUCACUGGACGGCAGUGAGUGCAGCAAGGUGGGCACCAGCUUCAGCGCCUUCCGCUUUGAGCCCGACCGCUGCCAGCGCUCCGUGGGCUCCUGCCUCUCCAACCAGCUGCUGGACUUCGCCCAGGAGGAUGCCCAGCGAGUGGCACAGGGUCUUGACCCCAUCUACGCGCUGUCGUCGCUGGGACCCAUCACCACACUGGAAAGCCCAAACGGCUCCCUCAGUAUCGCCCUGGUCGUGACUCAGCGACUCAACUCCCUCAUCACCCUCGAGAUUGCCGCUGAUGACGUCACCUUCAUCAAGAACAGGAGCCCUGGGCGCAUAGUGUCAGUGGCAGCGCCUCUCUUUGAAGCUAUGUCCAGUGAGGGGCGGGUGGACAUCAGAAUCGCCAACAGCGGCUCUCUGGAUGCGGAUUUCACCCUCACGAUUCAGAAUUGUUCUUCUGGCGUUCUCCCAAUACCCGCUCAGGAGCGCAGCAUAGCAGCGGGUGCGACAGCAGCAUUCACCUUUCUGCUGCAGCUUCAGGACUCCCUUGAGUCGCAGCGCUCAUGCCUUGUUGUCCUGUAUGACGCCAUCUCAUCAGUUGCUGACGUGGCACCCCUCGCAUUCACCACCAAUGCCACGGUGGACAACCGGGGGGCGCAGAGCGGUCAGUCAGACGGCAAAGCCAUCCAGAACACCACGCUCUUCUCCCCUCGCCCUGGGUCGUCCUCUUCAUCCUCCUCCUCAUCGCGUUCCAGUGACAGCACUUGCAGUUUCGCCUGUCCUUCAUUCUUCGGCAUGGCCUGCUUCGUCACUCACGCCUGCUGGGGUCGCUUCGCAGGAGCCAUUGCAGUCAUGCUCAUCGUUCUUGCAGGUCUCAUCACCUUGGCCCUGCUUCAUCGCUCCGGUGUGCUCCUCCCAGCCCUCGCCCUCCCCUUCUCCCUCCUGCACUCCGCUCUCAAGGCCCUCCCCCCUCCUCCCGCCGCCUCCCCCUCUCUUCUCCCCACGGAUCCCUCUGCUGCUGGGGAAGGGGGGCCGCAAGGGAAUGGGGUGGGGGAAAGGCAUGGAAGUGGGGCGGUUUGGGCCACUCCUGGUGGAGGUUAUGAGGAGGGCAUGGGUAAGGGGAAAAGGGGAAAGAAAGGGAGGAAAGAAAAAGGGAAAGGGAAGAUGGAGGAAGGGGAUGAGGAGGUGGAGGAGGAAGGGAUGGAGGAUGGAGGUGAGGGAAGUGGGGGUGAAAUGAGGGGGAGGCGGUAUGGCAAUAGUGUGUGUAUAUUUGUGGAUGGUGGAAGGAGAGGGUCCACUUUGGCUGUUGGACCGGGAAUGGAUGAGGUUCCUGGUUCCGGGCUCCAUAGCCCUUCGGCCAUCCAUUGUGCAUCAUCAACAUCUGCACCGUCCAUGUCAGCGCCAUCAACAUCUGCACCGUCCAUGUCGGCACCAUCAACAUCUGCGCCGUCCACGUAG
Molecule: messenger RNA, 2925 nt
Organism: Closterium sp. Naga37s-1
Lineage: Eukaryota; Viridiplantae; Streptophyta; Zygnematophyceae; Desmidiales; Closteriaceae
Source: the annotation of a GenBank genome assembly